Molecule: messenger RNA, 2112 nt
Organism: Eupeodes corollae
Lineage: Eukaryota; Metazoa; Arthropoda; Insecta; Diptera; Syrphidae
Gene: Uvrag
Product: UV radiation resistance-associated gene protein
Exons: 1
Coding region: 178-1995 (605 amino acids)
Biological process (GO): SNARE complex assembly
Cellular component (GO): endosome; lytic vacuole
Molecular function (GO): SNARE binding
Source: RefSeq, a predicted model, not a curated record
UUUAGCAUAUAAGUAAGAAGAAAACAACGAAAAUAAAAACACAAAAGUGACUAAAGACGAAGUUUUAAAAAUCCUUGUAAAAGUGCAAUUUAUUUUGUUUUUGUUUUUUUUGCAAAAGUUUUCUUAAAUGUGCUUCGAUUUAAUUGGAGAAGAUAUUUUAAGACCAACACGUCCAUCAUGGACUCACCACCUAGGAACGACGAAUGGAUGCCAUUGGCUUCCCAGCAACUCCGACUGAGACAUCUUAUUAGAAUUAUUGGCCUAAACAUUGUUUGUCGUGAUAAAUGCAAACUUUAUUUCACUCUGCACCAUAAGCUAGAUUGUCCAGCGUUCUACAGAAGCGCCGAUAUACCACACUAUGGAAAUAGUGAAGCAAUAUUGUGGGACAACAUAACGUGUCCCGAUAUAAUAAAGUCAAAUUCAAGAGCAGUUUGCGUCCGCGUUUGGGAGCGCAGAAGUUCACAAUCAGAGCAAAAUGAUACACCAAUUUUUGUUUGGCGUGUUUGGUUCUCGGGGCUUGUCCUCACAGGGAGCGGCAUAGAAGCAAAGCACUUUUCCAACACACUCAUUUUCCAACUCAACGAAAACUGUUUCUCAUCACCAGAGCAUUUUUCAAGCUUCUUGCUUGAUAACGAUUAUCUAGGCGAUAACCUCCAAGACCAUGAUCCCAACACCGUCAAAGUACAUAACACUGAUCUUCGAGAACUAUCUGAUGGAUUGGGAAAUCAUGAGACUCUUCCAAAUGACUUGAACUCAAAGUUGAAGAACUUCGAUUCGUCUCUGGAUCUAUGCGGCAUCCGGUGCGUUGCAGCCCGACGCUCAAAAAAGUCAACUCGCCAAAGCUACAGUCUAGACAAACUACUUCGAAUUCAGCAAAUACAGCGAAGUUGUAAGCGUCUAAAGGAAGACGUGAAAGAAAUCACACAACAAAUCAUAAAUUACAACCUCAGGCCAAAGAGUUUUGCACCGAAAAACCGAAGCUCCAUUGAUUAUUUGUUCUCAGACAUAAACGAAGUCAAACCUGAAGUUAAACUAGAAUGUAAGCAAUUAAAGGUUAAAAUUGAGCUGUUACGAUUUAAGUGCAAUCUUCUGGAGAAGGAACACAAGACGGCCAUUGAUAGAAACCAAGAACUGAUAAAACUUUUAAAAAGCAAACAAAAUCUAACCCAGGAUCAGUCCGAUGCCAUGCGGAAGAACUAUUCCCAAUUAGCUGACGACAAAUCUUUACUCUAUAAGAAAAUCAAAGUGAUACUAACACACGUUAAAACAAAUAAAGAUCUCGAACAGAUGAUCAACAAGCGAUUGGGUCUUUUGGGAUGCGAACUCAAGCACAUCUAUCCAAUAAACACAGACUCCAAUGGAUGCUGUACAGUUUGUAGUCUGCCUUUUCCAGAAAAGAACUAUCUCAGCAGUCAUCCGUUGGCUGCAGAUCACUCUAAACUUAUGACUCCGGCAGUUAUGUCUGUAACGCUGGGAUUUAUCGCGCAUUUCGUUGAAAUAACCGCCAUCAUUCUAGACAAGCCCCUACGAUUUUCACAACAAAUUAAACCAUCGAUCGCCUCCAAACAAAUUCUCUACGGCAUUUACUUGCUCAACUAUAAUAUAGCGCAGUUAAAUUACGAUGUAUUUCGGUUUCCUUACGAUUCGCACAAGGAAAUCAUACAGAAUUUCACGAGGCUAUUCUGUAGCCUAAUACAAUUGGGGCAAAUCAAUGCUGAUGGUAUGGUCGAUAGGGACAAAGCGGGAAUUGAAAGUGAUAUAAGUAUUUUAGAUGGUAUAGAUCGAAUAGAGGACGUGCCGUUGUCGAAGGCUAGGACGUCAAUCGAAGUUAGUAGUAAUUUACAAUCGGAGCGCAGUAGUAUGCCACCAAGACGGCGAAAGACAGCUGCCGUUGCUAACGAAGACAAACGAUAUCAUAGCGAGGAUAACUUGAAAACCUUAGCUGAACAUUGCCUUAAACAUUCUUUUUCUCAAGAAAGAUUAGAGAAGGAAUAGGCUAAAAUAUAUAAUUUCAAGUGUCUGCAGAAACAAACAAAAACAAAAUAUGUGUUAUAAAAAUCCAUAAUCGUUGUACAUUUUAAUAAAAUUGAAAUAUAAAUAUCACGCAAUUAA